Messenger RNA from Scatophagus argus, 2623 nucleotides. RefSeq names its product tripartite motif-containing protein 16-like. Gene Ontology annotation, molecular function: zinc ion binding; protein binding. Lineage: Eukaryota; Metazoa; Chordata; Actinopteri; Scatophagidae. The record is from RefSeq and is a predicted model, not a curated record. The transcript has a single exon. Bases 195 to 1871 code for a protein of 558 amino acids.
CUCUCUCUUUCGCAGAUCUCUCAGUGUACUGAUGGGUGCAGCCAGCAUGUGGUGAAGUGAAGCCCUAUCCACUACAGAUCAGCAAACAAUAAUGAGGAAAGGCAACUAAGCUUUGGUAUGGAUCGGUUCUCUGUUUUCAUGUUGAAUGAGAAAGUGAAACUGCUUGAUAUUUGUGUUUAUCACUUUGUGUUGAAAUGACGCAGCAACAAAACCUGAUGGAUCAGAAAAAACUCUGCUGUUCGAUCUGUCUGGAUCGACUGAUAGAUCCAGUGACUAUUCCCUGUGGGCACAGCUACUGUAUGAACUGUAUUAAAAGCCACUGGGAUGAAGAGGAUCAGAAGAAAAUCCACAGCUGUCCUCAGUGCAGACAGACCUUCACACCGAGGCCUGUGCUUGUAAAAAACACCAUGUUAGCAGAUUUAGUGGAGGAGGUGAAGAAGACAGGAUUCCAAGUUCCUCCAGCCGAUCACUGCUAUGCCGCACCUGAAGAUGUGUCCUGUGAUUGCUGCAGUGGGAGAAAGCUGAAAGCUGUCAAGUCCUGUCUACAGUGUCUGGUUUCUUAUUGUGACCAACACCUUCAGCCUCACUAUGAAUCCCCUGCCUUUGAAAAACACAAGCUGGUCAACCCCUCCAAGAGGCUUCAGGAAAAUAUCUGCUCUCAUCAUGGUAAAAUGAUGAAGAUUUUCUGUCACACUGAUCAACAAUGUAUCUGUUAUCUCUGCUCCAUGGAUGAGCAUAAAGACCACCACACAGUCUUAGCCUCAGCAGAAAGGAGUGAGAGGCAGCGAGAGCUCGGAAUAAAUCGCCAAAACAUCCAGCAGAAAAUCCAGGACAGAGAGAAAGAAGUGAAGCUGCUUCAGCGGGAGGUGGAGGCCAUCAAUAGCUCUGCUGAUAAAGCAGUGAGGGACAGUGAGAAGAUCUUCACUCAGCUAGUCCGUCUUAUCAAGAACAGAAGCUCUGAUGUAAAGCAGCAGAUCAGAUCCCGGCAGAAAACUGAAGUCAGUUUGGUCAAAGAGCUUCAGGAGAAGCUGCAGCAGGAGAUGACUGAACUGAGGAGAAAAGAUGCUGAGCUGGAGAAGCUCUCACACACAGAGGAUCACACCCAAUUUCUGCACAAUUACCCAUCACUGUCACGUCUUAAUGAAUCUACCCAGUCUCCCAGCAUCGAUAUCCGCCCUCUGCAGUACUUUCAGGAUGUGACUGCAGCUGUGUCAGAAGCCAGAGGUAAACUACAGGACGUUCUCGGUGAUUUAUGGACAAAGAUCUCACAGACAGGAACUGGAGUGAAUGUUUUACUUCAACAAGCAGAGCCAAAGACCAGAGAUGAGUUCUUACAACAUUCAUGCCAAAUCACACUGGAUCCAAACUCAGCACAUACACAGCUGUCAUUAUCUGAAGGGAACAGAAAAGCAACACUGAUGAGUGAAAAACUGUUACAUUCUGGUCAUCAUGACAGAUUUACUGACAUGUUCCAAGUCCUGAAUAGAGCGAGCCUGACUGGACGAUGCUACUGGGAGGUAGAGAGGAGCAGAUAUGAAGUUUCAGUAGCAGUCACGUACAAGGAUAUCAGCAGAAGAGGAUAUCAAAGUGGAUUUGGAAAUGAUGACAAGUCCUGGGCUCUAGAGUGUUUCAACAACACUUGUGAAUUCAGACAUAACAGUAUUAGCACUGUUAUCUCAGGCCCUCAGUCCUCCAGAGUAGGAGUGUACCUGGAUCACAGUGCAGGCAUUCUGUCCUUCUACAGCAUCUCUGAGACCAUGACUCUGUUACACAGGGUCCAGACCACAUUCACUCAGCCGCUCUUUGCUGGGCUUGGAGUUUUUGGUUCAUACGGCAGUGGGUCUACUGCUGAGUUCUGUAAGCUUGAGUAGACAAAAGUUAAGAAGAACCUGAGUCAGAACUUCACAGAGAUUUGACUUGCUUCAUGAUUCAGUGACUGAUGUGAUGUAAGAACAGGUAUUGUCUUUACUUUUCGAUUUGGUGUGAUUAUAUCAUUUAUUAUUUGAUUGAUGACCUAAAAGUUAGAAUUGUAAACCCAUUGUCAAAACACAGAGUCAUCCAAAUGCUUCUUUAAACAGACAUUAUUAUGGUUUGGCACAUCAGGGGAAUUUUGCAAUGUUUACUGCGGGGGUACUUCUUUCUUCGAGAAGCCAGAAUGCGGCUAAUUUUGGAGUAAUGAGUAAUGGGAGACUGAAAAACAGUCUGUUGCUAUCAUGUUUUCUCAUGAACCGUUGUGUAAGUAAUGUUUAGUUUCAUUACAUUAAGAUGAUGAAGAAGAAAAUCACCAGUUAAUUUCUAUGUGAUUUACUGAAACUCCCUACGCUCCAUCAGUGAAGGUUCAGAGGUGCUGUGUGCUGUCUUUCUCUGCGCUAAAAAUAUUCUUUAUAUAUUCAUCAGGUACUAAAUUUAUACUCUCUUCGUUGUGUACUUAUAUACACUAUAUGCAUACAUAUAUUAAGUUUUUUUUUAAUCAACUAUUCACCCUUACUUAUCAUAUUCCUUUAAUUUAUGUGAACAUUAGCGCUUUCAUUUGUAACAGUUUUGUGAUUUUGUUUUAAAAUUAACCGGGUUUACCAUCACUGUGUACAAUUAUCAUGGAAAGCAAAUAAAAUGAAUGUUGUCA